Molecule: messenger RNA, 1152 nt
Organism: Lottia gigantea (owl limpet)
Lineage: Eukaryota; Metazoa; Mollusca; Gastropoda; Lottiidae
Exons: 8
Biological process (GO): cellular response to growth factor stimulus; protein phosphorylation; dorsal/ventral pattern formation
Cellular component (GO): plasma membrane; signaling receptor complex
Molecular function (GO): transforming growth factor beta receptor activity, type I; SMAD binding; ATP binding
Source: RefSeq, a predicted model, not a curated record
AGUAUUACCCAGAUAGCAUUGUUAAUAUCAAUUACUGUUUGUCUAAUUAUAUUGAUAGUAGUUGUAGCUUUUGUGUAUCUCAAGUACAGAAGAAGAGAAACUGAAAGAAGACAAAUUCUAGAAGAAGCUGAAAAUGAAAAUUUUAUAACCAAUGGUGAAACUUUAUCUGAAUUAAUAGAGCAUUCUCAUAGUUCAGGCAGUGGUUCUGGUCUUCCAUUACUUGUUCAGCGUACCAUUGCCAAACAAAUUAAUUUAGUGAAAAGUGUAGGUAAGGGUAGAUAUGGUGAAGUAUGGAAAGGAAAAUGGAGAGGUGAAAAUGUUGCUGUCAAAAUCUUCUUCACAACAGAAGAAGCAAGUUGGUUUCGGGAAACUGAACUUUAUCAAACUGUGUUAUUAAGACAUGAUAAUAUUCUAGGUUUUAUUGCUGCUGAUAUAAAAGGAACAGGAUCUUGGACACAGUUAUUUUUGAUCACAGAUUACCAUGAAAACGGUUCCUUAUAUGAUUAUUUGAAGAGUCGUACAUUGGAUACUAAUGAAAUGAUCGAAUUAGCUCACUCAGCUUCAUGUGGUAUUUCACAUCUACACACUGAAAUAUUUGGAACUAGAGGUAAACCUGCAAUGGCACAUCGUGAUAUUAAGAGUAAGAAUAUAUUAGUUAAAAAGAAUGGUACUUGUUGUAUUGCUGACUUGGGUUUGGCGGUUCGAUUCAUAAGUGAAUCUAGUGAAGUUGAUAUAGCCCCGAAUACAAGACAAGGAACAAAACGUUACAUGUCACCUGAGGUUUUAGAUUUAACAUUAAACAGACAUCAUUUUGAUUCAUUUAAACAAGCUGAUAUGUACUCAUUUGGUUUAGUUUUAUGGGAAAUAGGUAGAAGAUGUGUUUCAGGAGGUAUAGCUGAUGACUAUCAGAUCCCAUACUAUGAUUGUGUACAGAGUGAUCCCAGUUUUGAAGAUAUGAGAAAAGUUGUUUCUGUGGAUAAAAUACGACCUAAUAUACCAAAUAGAUGGCAUAGUGAUUGGGCAUUAAAAGUUUUAUCAAAAGUUAUGUCAGAAUGUUGGACGAAUAAUCCUGCUGCACGACUUACUGCAUUACGUGUAAAGAAGACAUUGGGUAAAAUACGUGAGAACAGCGAUUUGUUAGUAAAAUCUUAA